Messenger RNA from Juglans regia (Persian walnut), 2380 nucleotides. RefSeq names its product wall-associated receptor kinase-like 8. Gene Ontology annotation, biological process: protein phosphorylation; cell surface receptor signaling pathway. NCBI's taxonomy places the organism in Eukaryota, Viridiplantae, Streptophyta, Magnoliopsida, Fagales, Juglandaceae. Gene Ontology annotation, molecular function: protein serine/threonine kinase activity; calcium ion binding; polysaccharide binding. Gene Ontology annotation, cellular component: plasma membrane. The coding region runs from base 1 to 2118 and encodes 705 amino acids. The transcript has 3 exons. The record is from RefSeq and is a predicted model, not a curated record.
AUGGCAUUGCAAAUGUUACUGUUUCGAAUGCUUGUGUUAGUCAUGUGCUCAGUCAAUGCAUUCGCGCGAGCAUCGAACGUAAUAAGCACAUCAUGUCCACAAGACUGUGGGAAUAACGUUAGCAUUCCAUACCCUUUUGGAAUCGGAAAAGAUUGCUACGUCGGAGAUUGGUUUGAAAUAGUCUGCAGAAAUGACUCUUAUAAUGAUCCGGGAUUUCCAAAAGUACCCUUUUUGAAGAGGUUCGACCUGGAGGUGCUGGAGAUUAACAUAGAUUUCCUAGGCACAGUUCGCGUCAGCUAUCCCAUAUUUUCGAGCUGUACCGGUGGCACGAACAGCACAAAUAAUCUGAAGUUAGAGAAAAGUCCUUUCGCCUUCUCCGCCAACGAGAAUAGCUUCGUUGGCAUGGGUUGCAGCAACUCUGCCUCGUUGCAAAUACGGUCCUUGCACGAUGACACGUUGUCAUUUAGUGGGUGCACAACCCCUUGUGACAGAGGUCCAUUCACAAAUGGAAGGUUUUGCAACGCCACAAACUGUUGCCAAAUUACAAUCCCUUUUAAUCUCCAAGCAUUCAAUACAACUAUAGAGCCGAAAAGUAGUGAGUACUGCAACUAUGCAUUUUUGGUUGACCAGAAUUGGUUUGAGAACAAUUUCACAGAGUUAUCAGAGUUAUCAACGAAUCCAAACAUGUCUGUUCCAGUGGUAUUGGAUUGGGGGAUAGACAAUACAUCUUUCUAUUCUCUUCCCAUACGGAAAAACUCGACGGCAAGAGAAUACAAGAACUCGACCUAUUCUUGUGGUUGGCGGUAUAUUACUCUUGGGAAUGGCACUCAAAACUAUACUAACUUGUGCGGGUGCCGGAGUGGCUAUAGAGGAAAUCCGUAUCUUCUUGGAGGAUGUGAAGAUAUUGACGAAUGUGCAGACCCUGACCUCAACACUUGUGCACAUACACGCUGUGAAAAUACAGAAGGUUCUUUCCAUUGUGUUGUUGCUAAGAACAUCAAGCUUUUCAUAAUCAUUGUCAAAUAUAUAGGUGUUAGCGCAAGCCUUGGUGUCUUAUUUCUGAUUUUUGGUGGAUGGUGGUCAUACAAAGUGAUAAAGAAAAGGAUGAGGAUUAAACGCAAGGAGAAGUUAUUCAAACAAAAAUGUGGACUACUACUAGAGCAACAAAUAUCUACAAACAGCAAAGACAAAGUUGAGAACACAAAAUUGUUUAAUUCAAAGGAAUUGGAGAAGGCCACUGAUCGUUUUUGUGCAGAUAGAAUAAUUGGACAUGGUGGACAAGGCACUGUUUACAAAGGUAUGUUGGCUGAUGGAAGAAUUGUUGCAAUAAAAAAGUCCAACGUAAUUGAUGAAGAGAAACUUCAAGAAUUCCUAAAUGAAGUCGUGAUUCUUUCACAAAUUAAUCACAGGAAUGUGGUUAAGUUGCUUGGCUGUUGUUUGGAAACAGAAGUUCCACUUCUAGUUUAUGAAUUCAUUCCUAAUGGAACUCUUGCCCAAUAUCUCAAUGGCCAAAAUGAGGAGUUUCCACCAACAUGGGAUAUGCGUUUACGAAUUGCUAUAGAAGUUUCAGGGGCUCUUUUCUACUUACAUUCAGUAGCUUCUUCACCAAUUUACCAUCGCGACAUUAAGUCUACAAACAUCCUCUUAGAUGACAAGUAUAGAGCAAAAGUAGCAGAUUUCGGAAUUUCAAGAUCUGUUGCUAUCGAUCAAACUCAUCUAAGCACACUAGUACAUGGAACUUUUGGAUAUAUAGACCCUGAGUAUUUUUUGUCAGGCCAGUUUACAGAUAAGAGUGACGUUUAUAGUUUUGGUGUUGUUCUUGUUGAGCUCUUGACCAGAGAAAAAGCUAUCUCAUCAUCAAGAACCAGAGAUAUCAAAAGUUUAGCUGCAUUUUUCGUUAGUUCGAUGGAAGGGAACAAUUUAUUUGACAUCCUUGAUAAUCAAGUCUUGAAUGAAGUAGAAAAAGAAAAAAUCAUUACAGUUGCAAACCUUGCAAAAAGAUGCUUGAACUUGAACCGAAAGGAUCGACCUUCAAUGAGAGAAGUUGCAAGGGAAUUGGAGGCCAACCAAAUGUCGCCAAAAGUUUCUAAUCUUCAAGAGAAAUAUGGAGAGAUUUGAAGAUGUCGGAACUAAAAUAUCCAAGGAAUAUGAUGUUGUUUCUAUAUCAACAACAUCAGGUAUGGAUGGUAUAUUCGCGACCUCAUCUUUAGAUUCAUAGCCAUUUUUAGUAUCUUCUUAAUCAUCAAGUGAUGUUACACUUGAUUUGUGUUGUAUUGUUUGUUCAAUUUCAUCUUGUAAGCUACAUAAUUUGCAGUUUUCAUUAUUUAACAAAGAUAAUCUUAUAUAUGGUAGUAUAAAGCAUAAACGUCCACUAAUUUUC